ACCACCACCAGAACACCUCCAACUUACCUCCACACACACACUCUCUCUCUCUAUCUCAGUCUGAAUACUCUGAUCCAAAACGAAAAAUGCCUUCCGCAAAAUUCGACGAAGUCUACAAGAAGGUCAGCGCCAUGGGCGAGAAGCUCAAGGCUGCUGGCAAGCAAGGUCCCAGCAACGAUGAGCAGCUCCAGCUCUAUGCGUAUGCCAAGAUUGCGAAUGGCACGGAUUUCAGUGCGGCCAAGAAGCCUGGCAUGUUCGAUCUUACCGGCAAGGCCAAGUACAACAAGUGGAAGGACGAGGUCGAGGCUGGAACUACGCCAGAGAAGGCUGAGGAAGAGUACAUCAAGCUUGGUGAGGAGUUGGUGGCCAAAUACGACAAUUAGAGAGAUAUAGGACAAAGAAAGAUGGGGCAAAAGCCUUGAUGCCACAAGGGCAAAUGAAAAAAAAAACAGGACUUUUGAGCUAUUA
Molecule: messenger RNA, 468 nt
Organism: Bipolaris maydis ATCC 48331
Lineage: Eukaryota; Fungi; Ascomycota; Dothideomycetes; Pleosporales; Pleosporaceae
Product: acyl-CoA-binding protein
Biological process (GO): fatty acid metabolic process
Molecular function (GO): fatty-acyl-CoA binding
Source: RefSeq, a predicted model, not a curated record